AUGGAAGAUUGCAAUAAUGCUGAUGUGCCUGUGAACAAAGGGGACAAGUUCACUCCAGACCAAUGUCCAAAAAUUGAGUUGAAGAAGAGAAAGAUGAUCUUAAACCCAUAUGCUUCCUUGGUAGGCAGUUUAAUGUAUGCCAACAUAUGUACCAAGCCAGAUCUUGCCUUCAUUGUUGGUUUAUCAGGUGGAUUUCAAUCGAAUCUAAGUGAAUUGCAUUGGAUGGCUGCAAAGAAAGUGUUAAGAUAUUUGCAGAGAACCAAGGGUUUUAUGCUGGUAUAUGACUAUGAAGAUGAAUUAAAGGUGAUAGGUUUCACUAAUUCCGAUUUGGCUGGAGACUUGGAUGAAAGGAAAUCGAUUGGAGGAUAUGUGUUUAUGCUUAAUGGGGGUGUUAUUUCUUGGUAA
Pyrus x bretschneideri (Chinese white pear) is the source of this 405-nucleotide messenger RNA. RefSeq names its product secreted RxLR effector protein 161-like. NCBI's taxonomy places the organism in Eukaryota, Viridiplantae, Streptophyta, Magnoliopsida, Rosales, Rosaceae. The record is from RefSeq and is a predicted model, not a curated record. Bases 1 to 405 code for a protein of 134 amino acids. The transcript has a single exon.